Messenger RNA from Misgurnus anguillicaudatus (oriental weatherfish), 6247 nucleotides. The record is from RefSeq and is a predicted model, not a curated record. Lineage: Eukaryota; Metazoa; Chordata; Actinopteri; Cypriniformes; Cobitidae.
UGCUGUGUAUGGAGAAUAGCAGCCAGUAACAAGCAGCCAGAGAAAGAUCUGUCCUUCCUCCUUCAUUCCACUUCCACUUUUCUGAUCUACAAUCUGAUCAUCUCUACAGACCAGAUUUCACACUUUUAUAACACUUAUAUCACUUGGAGAAACUCACACAUCCAGGAUGGCAACCAUCACCUGCACACGCUUUACGGAGGAAUACCAGCUGUUUGAGGAACUAGGAAAGGGGGCCUUUUCUGUGGUGCGGAGAUGUGUGAAGGUUCUCUCUGGGCAAGAGUAUGCUGCCAAGAUCAUCAAUACAAAAAAGCUGUCUACUAGGGAUCACCAGAAGCUAGACAGGGAGGCUAGAAUCUGUAGACUGCUGAAACACUCCAAUAUUGUACGGCUACAUGACAGCAUCUCAGAGGAAGGUCAUCAUUACCUCAUCUUUGACUUAGUAACAGGCGGUGAACUAUUUGAAGACAUUGUGGCCAGGGAAUAUUAUAGUGAAGCAGAUGCCAGCCAUUGCAUUCAGCAAAUUCUCGAGGCAGUCCUUCAUUGCCAUCAGAUGGGUGUUGUGCACAGAGACUUAAAGCCAGAGAACCUGCUCUUGGCUUCCAAAUCCAAAGGUGCAGCUGUGAAGUUAGCUGAUUUUGGCCUUGCAAUUGAGAUUGAAGGGGACCAGCAGGCCUGGUUUGGCUUUGCUGGCACACCUGGUUACCUGUCCCCUGAAGUCUUGCGGAAAGACCCUUAUGGAAAAGCUGUUGACCUCUGGGCAUGUGGAGUGAUUCUCUAUAUACUGCUCGUUGGCUACCCACCGUUCUGGGAUGAAGACCAACAUAGACUCUAUCAGCAAAUUAAAGCGGGGGCCUAUGAUUUUCCAUCACCUGAGUGGGACACAGUGACCCCUGAGGCAAAAGAUCUAAUUAAUAAGAUGUUGACUAUGAAUCCAUCCAAACGCAUCACUGCUGCAGAUGCACUAAAGCACCCAUGGAUUUCACAUCGCUCCACUGUUGCAUCUUGCAUGCAUAGACAGGAGACUGUUGAAUGUUUGAAGAAAUUCAAUGCCAGAAGGAAACUCAAGGGUGCUAUUCUCACUACAAUGCUGGUCACAAGGAACUUUUCGGGAGGAAAGAGUGGGGUCAGCAAGAAGACAGAUGGUGUUAAGAAAAGGAAGUCCAGUUCAAGCACCCAGUUAAUGGAGUCAUCUGAGAGUACCAACACCACAAUUGAGGAUGACGACACUAGAGUAAGGAAACAAGAAAUCAUCAAAGUAACUGAGCAGCUUAUUGAAGCCAUCAGCAAUGGAGAUUUUGAGAGUUACACGAAGAUGUGUGAUCCCAGUGUAACAGCAUUUGAGCCCGAAGCCCUGGGAAAUCUGGUGGAGGGGUUGGACUUCCAUCGCUUCUACUUUGAAAACUUGUGGUCAAAGAACAGCAAGCCAGUUCACACCACCAUUCUGAAUCCUCACAUCCAUGUGAUCGGUGACGAGGCUGCCUGCAUUGCCUACAUUCGCAUAACGCAAUACCUUGACAUAAACGGCAUGCCCUGUACUGCCCAAUCAGAGGAGUCACGGAUCUGGCACCGCAAAGAUGGCAAGUGGCAAAUAGUCCAUUUUCAUCGUUCAGGCACUCCCUCUGCCAUCACAAAAUAAGAGUCAGGAUUCAACCUUCAGCUUUAAGGAGAGCAAUACUGCUUUCUGAUCUGAAAGGCAAAAUAUUGUUUUUGUAAACCAUUUUGUCUGCAGUCAGGUAUAUGUUUUAAUAUAUAAUAACUAUUUACAUUAGAAAAUCAAUGGUUAACUCAAUGCAUAAACAUAUUUAUAUAAUGUCAUCUUUAAUUAAACAAAGUGGUGAUAGAAAUGCUAUUUGUAAUAUAUCUGUUGUAGUAAAUUAUCUUAAAUUAUUUGUUUAACUUUUUAAUAUAUUUAAAAAUAUCUUUGUCAUAAUAGCUUGAAAUAUUUUGAUGUCUAAAUUUAUUCAGAGUAUUUGUUGAUUGCAAUGCUUGUAAAGAAAAUAUGAAAAGUAUUACAUAAAUUGUACUUUUUUAUAGGUUAUUUAGUAACUAGAUGAGGUUAAAGUUUGUGGCCAAACUUUAUGAUGGCUUGAGAAAGCCUAGUCUGAGAAUAAUAGAUGGAGCUGCAGUUGGGUCAGCUGAGUUAGUUUGGGCAGAUGGGUUAGUUGGGGCAGAAUGGGGCAGAUGGGGCAUUUAGGCGAGUUAGGGCAUUUGGGGCAGAAUUGGGCCGAUGGGGCAUUUAGGGCAGUUGGGGCAUUUGGGGCAGACGGGGCAUUUUGGGGGGCAUUUGUGGCAGAAUUGGGCAUUUGGGGCAGAUGGGGCAUUUAGGGCAAGAAGGGCAGUUGGGACAGAAUGGGGCAGAUUGGGCAGAUGAUGCAUUUGGGGCAGACGGGGCAGUUGGGACAUUUAUGUUUGUGUGAGUAUGUUUGUGUGUGUAAUAUUGUGUGUGUGUGUGUGUGUGUGUGUGUGCAUGUCUGUGUUUUUGUGACAGUAUGUUAUAUAUAAUUUUGUGUUUGUGUGUGUAAUUGUGUGUCUGUGUGUAGUUGUGUGUCUGUGUGUAGUUGUGUGUGUGUGUGUGUGUGUGUGUGUGUGUGUGUGUGUGUGUGUGUGUGUGUGUGUGUGUGUGUUUUUGUGACAGUAUGUUAUAUAUAAUUUUGUGUUUGUAAUUGUGUGUCUGUGUGUAGUUGUCUGUUUGUGUGUGGUUGUGUGUGGUUGUGUGUCUGUGUGGUUGUGUGUGCGUGUGUGUAGUUGUGUGUGUUUGUGCUAUUGAGUGAGUUUUGUGAGACAGAGAUAGACUGAGAGAAUUUGAGAGAUGAUGUAAUGUAUUUGUAUGAAUGAGAGUUGACAGUUAGAAUUUGAAAAUAAACACUCAGCCUAAACAUUCUAUGAAUGUAAGUCUAUGGGACUUUCUUGGGGGUGUUCGAUCGGACGGGUUAGGAGAACCGUAAGUCUGAUCCCUUAGAAAAGAUAUAGCAACUCAAGUCAGAUCAGACUCAAGGUCUGUGCAAAGUUUGGUGGCUGUAGCUUGAAAGCUCUAGGAGGAGUUAGAGUUAGAAAUUUGUAGCUCUGAAGAAAAAGAAGAAUAAAAAUAAGUUUUCAAGCCAACAUAAUAAAAAGUUUAAGUGCAACAACAGUAUGUUGGCUUUCUCAAGCCAACAUAAUCAGUCAACUCAUAUUAAUAAGAACAAUUUAGCACAUUACGUUAUCAUUAAUGAGUCAAGAAAGAGGGUAGCCAUAUUUCCAAUUUAGGAUCAAAAUGAUCCACAUUUUCACCAUUUUGAUAUUGUAUUAAAGCUAUCUUUGUUUUGGGCUGUUUAACUGUUUUAGUCUUUCACUGUUACAAGCAGAAAAAAAGCUUCUGCUUAGAAUAUAUAUAUUAACACAUCAAUACAUGUUUUACCUUUGCAACUUGUAUGCACAUUUAGGCCUUGUCCACACGGACAUGGGUAUUUUUAAAACCCUGACUUUUUUUACACAGUUCAUCUGUUCUUCCACAUGGAAACGCAGUAUCAGGUCACUGAAACUGCAACCAGCGUUUCUGAAAAUCCUCAGCCUGGCAGGAGUUUUCAAAAAUGUUCAGUGUUGUCGUCUAGACAUUAAAACCGUUUUGUUUUGUUUUUUUGCUUCAGAUUAAGGCUUCUGAUUGGCCAACGUGGCUUUACAAUUAUGGUUAUAUCACCCCCUGAUGGUGUGGCAUGCUCUUGGCAGCGCGUGAUAGCGUGUUUUUGCUUUUUCAUGUAGACGUAGAUUUCUUUUAAACUGAGCAUGUGUGGAGGGGAUUUUUUUUAAACCGCAGAAGGAAAAACUCUGGUUAUAAAAACACCAGUGUCAGUGUGAACUAGGCCUUAGAUUUACCAGAAACACUUUAAUUUGUGCAGUUGGUGAUAUAUUUGUUACCAUGGAUGAAUUAAUUAUGUUCUAAAAAUAUUUGUACUGUUGUAUGAACUGAUUAGAAGUUACCUAUUGUUGCUAAUUGUUAUUAUUGUUAUUACAAAAAGACAAUGUGAUGAUUUUAUGCAUGAUUUUUUAUGGUUUUACUUUUUAUCUAAAAAAGGUGGGUUUAGCACUGUUUGUAUAUAAAUAGUAUCAUACGACAGACUAGAGAAAUCACAGCUAACAUUGACAUGCCAUUAUCAAUAAAUUCCUUUAAGCAUUUUUGACUUCCAAUAUUGAAUACUUAAAGGGAUAGUUCACCCAAAAAAUUGAAUUUUGUCAUCGGUUGUUCAUCCUAAUGUUGUAGGAAUGUCUUUUUGAUGAACACAAAAAAUAUAUAAUGAUAAAUGAUGGUAAGCACACAGCUGAUUGUAACCAUUGAAUUCCUUAGUAGAAAACAAAUACGAUGGAAUUCAAUGGGUAUCAUCAACUGUGUGCUUAUCAUCAUUUGUCAAAAUAUCUCCCUUAUCAUUUAUCACAAUACAUUCAUAAUAUUUGUUCUCCUGCUAUGGAAGUGAAUAGCGAAUCAGAGGUGUGAUUACCAUUAUUUAUCAAUUUAUUACCAUUAUUUAUCCAUUUAUUCUUUUGUGUUCAUCAAAAUAAAAGGUAACACUUUAUUUUGGUAGUCCACUUUAGACAUUUUACUAACUAUAACUUUAGUAACUUUGCAACUACUUAUCAACUACCAAUCUUUAGAGAAUUAGUAGACUGUCUGCUUAACUCUUUCCCCGCCAUUGACGAGUUAUCUCAUCAAUCUGCAAUACCGCUAUUAUCCACCAGGUGGCGCUCUUCCGCAACUUAUAAAAACCGGAAACAGCUGUAUGUCCGUUUAUGUUUUAAAGAUCGCUCUGCAUCUGAUCUCUAUCAAAAGUCCUUCACAAAAAUGGAAUUAUCUCAGCUUUUUGCUCAAAAUUUGGUGUUUUUGAUGAAACCUACCCAUAUUUGAGAGGUGAUAAAAACAGAACACAUGCAGGUAGGAUGAAACCUUUUUUUUUUGAAAGCAGAGGGUCUGUUCUUUUAUUUCAUAUAUUGAAUGUUUAUAUAUUUAAAAAGAAGCAUUUUCUGGAAGGCAUUAAACUUUUGUGAAAAUCAUGAAAAAUGCUGGCGGUGAAAGAGUUAGGCCCAAUCCCAAUUCUAUUUUAUACCCCUCUCCCUUGCCCUUACCCCUACGCCUUCCCCUUGCCCCUUGAAACAGAGUGUCAAGGGGUAGGGCUGAAAAUAUUCCCCUAAGAAAUGGGACACCACUACUAGACCGUUACACGUCAUCAUAAGUCGUUGCUAGCUCCUACGUCAUAGAUGCUCCAAUGUAAUAAUACAAUAAAAUUUAAUAUUACAAGAAAUUAUUAAAAAAAUAUAUGUUGUGGAACUAUCACAAAGUCAAUAACAUUAGCAAACUUUUUUCAUGGCGAUUUUUACAAAUCUUUUUUCUUAGAACAUACAUGAACACAAGAUUAAAGGCAAAAUAAAACAAGUGAUUAUUUGUUAUUAAAAUACUUUUUAAUGUCCAAAAAUACUUAAAUUUAUGGGCCAUAUUGGAAAUGUAUCAUACCCCUUCGUCUGAAGUGUGGUCCUGAAAAAUCUUCGUUUGAAGGGCUAUCUGGCCCUUACCCCUACCCCUUCCCCUUCAGCCAAAAGAGAAUUGAGACACCCCUACCCCUUCACGUGAACGCGCGAAACAAAGGGGAAGGGGAAAGGGGUAAGGGGUAGAAUUGGGAUUGGGCCUUAAUAUCAACUAACAAUUUAUUGUGAUAUCUCACCAAACAUUCAACUGUCUAUAAGUAUCUUUGCAGGUGCCUGUCAACUUAUUCCAGUAACCUAAACCUCUUCCUUAACCCUAACCCUUACAGUCUACAAAUACUCUAAUGACAGUUAGUUGACGUAUAGUUGCAAAUUAUUGAAAGUUAGUUGACAUAUAGUUGCAAAGUUUUUUAUAGUUAGUAGAAUGUCUAAAGUGGACUAUCAAAAUAAAGUGUAACCAAAUAAAAAACUCAUGCAGGUUUAGAACAACACAAGGGUGAGUAAAUGACAGAAUUUUUUUAAUUUUUGGGAGAACAAGUGUUUUAUUAUGUUCACAAAUUUGUUUUAGUUUCUUUACUUGAUAACUUGAGAAAGCCACAUUUAGAAGUGCAAAAAAUGAAGUGCAUGAAAACGUGUUUUAUGUCUUCUAGUAUGAUGUGGAUCAGUGCAAAUGUUGAUGUUCUUUGACAAAUGUAUUUUGUUGAGGCAUGCUGUUUUUAUACAGUUGGGUGAUGUUUUCUUUGUAAAUUGUAUUUUCCACAGUUAAUCUUUUUUUGCAAAAUAAAAGUGCUUCACAAAG